AUGGACAAUUGUGGGAUGUGGCAGGUUACCAGCUACAAUAAUGUUGUAGAAACUAAUUCAGAUUAUGAAGACAAAUUGCACAUUGUUGAAGAAAGUCUAGUAGAUGGAACAGAUUGUGAUAAUAGCAUGCUAGACAAUGACUUGCCAAAAGACCAAGCAGUAUUACCAGAAUACGAAAGAGAAGGAAGUGCAAACAGUUGCUGGGAAGAUGAAGGUAGUAAAGAAGCAAAGGAAAUCCUGGGACCUGAAGCUCAAAUAGAUGAAUCUGGAUGUCCAGUAAAAGAUGAAUGUGAUUCUGAUGAAGAAAAUAAAGAUAAUUGUGACCUGAAUGUUGAAGAAUUUCUGCAACAAGAAGAUACAGCAAUUAUUUACCCUGAAGCACCUGAGGAGAAUCAGCAGCAAGGCACACCUGAGACUGGUGGUCAGGAUGAAAAUGGCAAACCAGAUGCAUUUUCGCAGCUACUGACAUGCCCUUACUGUGACAGAGGGUAUAAACGCUUUUCCUCUCUGAAAGAACACAUAAAAUAUCGCCAUGAAAACAAUGAAGAUCACUUUGGUUGCUCCUUAUGCAGUUACACAUUUGCAUAUAAAACACAACUUGAACACCAUAUGACAUCACAUAAAUCAGGAAGAGAUCAAAGACAUGUGGCACAAUCUAGUGGACAUCGAAAAUUCAAGUGCACUGAAUGUGGAAAAGCUUUCAAAUAUAAACAUCACUUAAAGGAACACUUAAGAAUCCACAGUGGAGAGAAGCCAUACGAGUGCCCAAACUGCAAAAAACGUUUUUCCCAUUCUGGUUCCUACAGCUCCCACAUAAGCAGUAAGAAAUGUAUUGGUAUGGUGGCUGUGAAUGGCCGAGCACGAUCAGGGAUCAAGACAUCUCAGUGCUCUUCUCCUCAUUCUGCAUCUCCCGGUAGCAUAACAAGACCACAAGUACAACAAAAGAUAGAAAAUAAGCCCUUAGAAGAACAGCUCCCUGUAAACCAAAUCAAAACUGAACCUGUGGAUUAUGAAUUCAAGCCUAUAGUGGUUGCAUCAGGAAUCAACUGUUCAGACCCUUUGCAAAAUGGGGUAUUUAGUGGUGGUAGCCCAUUACAGGCAACCAGUUCUACUCAGGGCGUGGUGCAAGCUGUUGUUUUGCCAACUGUUGGUUUGGUAUCUCCAAUAAGCAUCAACUUAAGUGAUAUUCAAAAUGUACUUGAAGUUUCAGUGGAUGGUAAUGUUAUAAGGCAAGUAUUGGAGAACAGUCACACCAAUCUUACAUCCAAAGAACAAGAAACAAUCAACACUGCACCUCUACAACAAGCUGGACAUUCCCUCAUUUCAGCUAUUAGUCUUCCUUUGAUUGAUCAAGAUGGGACAACCAAAAUUAUCAUUAAUUAUAGUUUGGAGCAACCUAGCCCUCUUCAGGUUGUACCACAGAAUCUGAAAAAAGAAAACCCUGCCCCAAAUAACAGCUGCAAAACUGAGAAACUACUAGAUCUCAGAGUGAAAUCUGAAAAAGAAAAAUGUUUUGAAGGAAAGACCAAUAAUAGAACUUGCCUUCUUUGUGAUGACUGUCCAGGGGAACCUAAUGCACUUCAAGAAUCAAAGCACCAUGAUAUCAAAAGUGCAGAAGUUAAGAAGUCUGAAUCCUCUGUUUUAUCAGAAGCAGGGAAGGUUAACCCAUCUCAUGGUCAACCUCCUUUAAAAAGCCUUUUAUCCCUCCUUAAAGCCUAUUACGCAUUAAAUGCACAACCAAGCUCAAACAAGCUCUCCAAAAUUGCUGAUUCAGUAAAUUUGCCAUUGGAUGCAGUUAAAAAGUGGUUUGAAAAAAUGCAGGCUGGCCAGAUUUCUAUAACAUCAUCUGGACUAGCUUCCCCUGAACCUGACAAAUUAAAAAACUCUGUUAAUAAUGAUGACCACACUGGACCUACAGCUGCAAAUGAACACCAAGACAACCAGUCUAAAGCUGUAAGUCCUCUUAAGGCUGAUAAACCACUGACUGUAUCAACAGGAUCAGCUCACAAUGGCUCGCAGCAUAACAUACCACCCCAAUCACCCCUUAACCUCUCUUCAUCUAGAAAUGCACAGGGUUUCUUGUACCUUAAUGAGGUUGUCCAGGAAGAGCCACAAAGAGAACCUCUUGACCUGUCAUUACCAAAGCAACAUGGAGAAUCAUUGGAACGAUCUAGUGUUUACCAGAACAGUGCAUAUUCUGUUCAGGAAGAACCUUUGAACUUAACUUGUGCAAAAAAAGAACCACAAAAGGACAACAGUAUUACAGACUCUGAACCAGUUGUAAAUGUAAUCCCACCAAGUGCCAAUCCUAUUAAUAUUGCUAUUCCUACAGUUACUGCCCAGUUACCUACAAUUCUCGCCAUUGCUAACCAAAAGAGUGUUCCAUGCUUAAGAGCUCUUGCUGCCAAAAAGCAAACCAUUCUUAUCCCACAGGUAGCUUAUACUUAUUCAGUCACAGUUAACCCUACAAUUCAAGAAACACCAAAACAGAUGCAGGCCAAUGGAAGUCAGGUAACUAAACUUAUAACCAUUUAUGUUUGA
Molecule: messenger RNA, 2541 nt
Organism: Protobothrops mucrosquamatus (brown spotted pit viper)
Lineage: Eukaryota; Metazoa; Chordata; Lepidosauria; Squamata; Viperidae
Product: zinc finger E-box-binding homeobox 1-like
Exons: 7
Coding region: 1-2541 (846 amino acids)
Biological process (GO): anatomical structure development; regulation of transcription by RNA polymerase II
Molecular function (GO): DNA-binding transcription factor activity, RNA polymerase II-specific; RNA polymerase II cis-regulatory region sequence-specific DNA binding
Source: RefSeq, a predicted model, not a curated record